AUGGGCCUCACACUCACAGAUCUCUGUGCGAUCCUCUUGGCCGUUGCGCUCGCCUUGUUGCUCCGCGACCGCCUGAAGCAGAAAAGUAAAUUGCCGCUUCCUCCAGGUCCGAAGAAGUACCCAUUCAUUGGGAACAUGUUAUCUAUACCUCAAACGUUGGAAUGGGAAACGUACGCUCGUUGGGGCCGCGAAUGCUCUGAUAUCAUUUACUUGGAAGGUCCAGGACUUUCUCUCAUCGUGCUCAACUCGGUCAAGAGCGUAACUGACCUCCUGGGCGAAAGGUCUGCGAUCUACUCCAGUCGACCCCGCGCAACCAUGGUCAACGAAUUCAUGGGUCUUUCGUGGCUCAUGUCCUCUCUACCAUAUGGGAAGCUAUGGAUGGAGCGCCGCCGAAUAUUCCAUCAACGGUUCCACCCCUCUGAUAGUGCUGUUUAUAGACCACGACAGCUUGCUCACGUGCACAAAAUGCUUUUACAACUCGUAGAAACUCCUCAAGAAUUCAUGGACCAUAUUAAAUACAUGAACGGCGGGUUGACUUUGUCACUCGCAUAUGGAAUCAGAGUUCUCCCAAAGAACGACCCAUUCAUAACGCUCUCAGAGCGUGUGUCUGAGUCCUUACAAUCUCUACUAGGCAACCCACGCACCUUUCUUGCCGAUUCGAUACCUCUGUUCAGCUAUAUCCUUGAAUAUCUUGCGGGUGCAAAUCGAAUGGCCACGGAGCGGCGUCUGUUGGCAGCAAGGCUUCGGGACGCCCCUUUUGCCGCGGCACAGAAGGAUAUCGCUGACGGCGUCGCCACGCCCUCUUUCGUGUCACGCUGCUUAGAAAAUUUGGUAGAAUGGGAAGGCGACGACAAGAGCGGUUACGAGAUCAUUAAAGAUACUGCUGGGGUAUUUUUUCUUGCUGGGUCAGGCUCUACAAGUGCUGCUUUAUAUACAAUAAUUCUGGCACUGUUGCAAUUCUCUGACGUGCAAGCCAAAGCACAAAAAGAACUAGACGAAGUUGUAGGCCGUGAUCGCCUUCCAGAUUUGUGCGACGAAGCUUCACUGCCAUACCUUUCCGCUGUGAUCAAAGAGGCUUUCAGGCAGGAGCAAUUUUUUUUUUCCCACGCAUUACCAGUAGCUCCUAUCGCUCUGCCACACUCUUUAACGCGUGAGGACGAGUACGAAGGCUAUCGCAUUCCCGCCCACUCUAUUGUUAUCGGGAACGCAUGGGCAAUGCUUCACAACGAGGCGGACUAUCCCAACCCCGAGCUUUUCAGGCCUGAAAGGUUUUUGAAAGGGGGAAAACUUGACAACGACGUGCGCGACCCCAUCGCUCUCUCCUUCGGAUUCGGGCGUCGAGCAUGCCCGGGAAGCCACAUUGCCCUUUCUACAGUCUGGCUCACCACAGCGUCGAUCCUGUCAGCAUUCACGAUAACGAAGCCCGUGGAUAAUGAUGGAAAAGUCAUUGAGCCGUCAAUGGAGUAUCUCUCUGCGGUGACAAGCCAACCCUUGCCUUUCAAAUGUGACAUCAGCCCUCGGCAUCCUGGUGUCAAAGGUCUGAUUCGGGCCGCGAUUGAUUCCGAUGGUGAUGGAGAGGGUAUGCCUACAUGA
Messenger RNA from Laccaria bicolor S238N-H82, 1593 nucleotides. RefSeq lists its product as uncharacterized. The record is from RefSeq and is a predicted model, not a curated record. NCBI's taxonomy places the organism in Eukaryota, Fungi, Basidiomycota, Agaricomycetes, Agaricales, Hydnangiaceae. The transcript is spliced from 12 exons. Bases 1 to 1593 code for a protein of 530 amino acids. Gene Ontology annotation, molecular function: oxidoreductase activity, acting on paired donors, with incorporation or reduction of molecular oxygen; heme binding; iron ion binding.